Molecule: messenger RNA, 693 nt
Organism: Eutrema salsugineum
Lineage: Eukaryota; Viridiplantae; Streptophyta; Magnoliopsida; Brassicales; Brassicaceae
Source: RefSeq, a predicted model, not a curated record
AUGUCCCAACUCCUUGCAGUGCGAACAAGUGGGAGGGAGCCAUGGGUAUUCAACAGAAACUUCGACUACCUCUCCACUCUGCCUCUCGUACUCCACUACGCCAGAGUCAGGCUCACCAGAUUCUUUGUGAAGUCAUCAGUUUCGAUAGGAUCGCCCACCAAGCCCGAAAUAAGGCUGAGCCCCCAUUGGGUACGAAGAUCCACCGUUAAAGUAGCAGAUGAUGAAGUCUUUGUGCAGUUCAGCUCCAUGGAGGAAGACUUCAUCGGGUAUAAUCACACGGGGUCUUCCCGUGUCGGAGAGGGCUACAGGCGACAUCCUCUUGAGAGUUCUGUCCUCUCUCAUCUUUAUCCUUGCAGCUACAUUUCAACAUCAGAGUCAGUAGGGUGCAAGCUAACCAAAGGAGCAGUGGAAGAAGACUCGACCAAGGGGGUUGCAGGCUUCGGAGAGGAAGCAGUUUGGGAGGACGGGUCAGGGGGUCAGGGGGAAAAGGUGGGGGGCGGGAAGAUCCACCAGCAGUGGACGGCGAUGGAUUCAGGGCGGAAGCGGGACCAUUCGGAAACCACCGGUUUUGCAUUAGAAACCGGGCCAGGGAGAAAAAGACUUUCUCUUGUUAAUACUAAAAAAUGUUGGGGGAGAUUAUGUGGCGUGACUAGCGGAAUGGGACCGACAAAAGAGGUCGUGUGGUGGGAGUAG